Trypanosoma theileri is the source of this 369-nucleotide messenger RNA. RefSeq lists its product as uncharacterized. NCBI's taxonomy places the organism in Eukaryota, Euglenozoa, Kinetoplastea, Trypanosomatida, Trypanosomatidae. The annotation marks the transcript as partial. The transcript has a single exon. The record is from RefSeq and is a predicted model, not a curated record.
AUGUGUCGUAACUUGUUUUCUGUUGUUUUGCUCUUGAGCAUUGCAUGUGCGGGUGUGGUGACUGACGUGUCUGCUACUACUGGACAAGCUGCACGGGAAGAGGGUGAGGCAGGAGUUCCAGGUACUAAAGGUUCUUGUCCUUCUGCUGGUGAGGGAAGUGACGCUAAUUGUCCUUCUGAGAGUGCUGAGACGUCUUGUUCUCCUGAUGCUAAUGAUGGACGUACUUGUCCUCAACCCGAAGUGGAAAAGCGGAAUACAAACGUUCCCGGUGCUGCAGCUGGUCUUCCUCCUCCUGCUCCUCAUGAUCCCCAAGGCGAACGAAGUCUUCCGGGUCAAGUGUCUGUGGUAUCGAGUUCUUCUGGUCUAGAU